CGUGCGCUGAUUGGCUGAGAGGAGCCGGGGCGGGCUGCGAUUGGACGAGGCGGGGCCGGGCCUGAGGCCGCGCUGAGGGCGGCGAUGGACGGGUCGCUGUCGCUGUCGCUGGACGCGGCCGCGCUGGAGGUGAUGGAGGCGCUGGAGCUGCUGCAGCAGCGGCGGGAGCAGCUGGAGCAGCACCUGCGGCAGGGGUGGCUGUCCCUGGCUCAGGCCCGCUACUCCCUGGGCUGUCACCGCGUCUCGUCCCUGCAGUACGGGGCCACCAUGGUGCCCCGAGUCCGUGUGUGCCACAGGCAGGACCCAGAGGGACGCCCCCACUUCGAGGAGGUGCCGGGAACAGGGGGGGACCCCGAGGACCCCGACCCCCAGCAGGGGGGGGGUGACGGGCUGCGGCAGCGCCGGGGAGCCCCCGAGAGAGGGGGGAGCCCCCCCAGACCCCCCCCAGACCCCCUGAGCUGGUUUGGGGUCCUGGUGCCCCCCAGUCUGCGGCAGGCCCAGGGCAGCUUCCAGAAGGGGGUGACGCUGGCCGUGGAGGUGGCCGAGCUCCAGGCCACCAUGGAGGCUGCGGCCGCCCGGUACCGGCAGCUCCUGCGGCAGAAAUGUCACCUGGCUGGGGACAACGGGGACAGCAGGGACAGCCACACCCCCACGGGAACAGCUGGGGACACCCAGGGUGACACAGCGACCUCGGUGACUGCGUGACAUGAACGGCGAGGUGACACAUGGGGACACAAGUGACACCGUGAGCCACGGGGACACAGGUGACACAGAGCUGUGCUGACCCUUCACAGGUGACACAACUGCCACCAGUGACAUGGAGGACAGCAGCCACCUGCCUGUGGGUGACACCAAGUCCCCAAGGCCUGCAGGUGACACUCAGGGCUUUGCAGGUGACACCGAGCCCUGCAUGAUGUCACCAAGGGGGGUCCCCCCGUGUCACCACCCCCAAUAAAGCCACCGUGGUGGCCCCAACUUCCUGCCAA
Catharus ustulatus (Swainson's thrush) is the source of this 986-nucleotide messenger RNA. RefSeq names its product coiled-coil domain containing 115 (gene VMA22). The record is from RefSeq and is a predicted model, not a curated record. The coding region runs from base 85 to 705 and encodes 206 amino acids. The transcript is spliced from 6 exons. Gene Ontology annotation, cellular component: extrinsic component of endoplasmic reticulum membrane. Gene Ontology annotation, biological process: vacuolar proton-transporting V-type ATPase complex assembly. NCBI's taxonomy places the organism in Eukaryota, Metazoa, Chordata, Aves, Passeriformes, Turdidae.